Molecule: messenger RNA, 2955 nt
Organism: Botrytis deweyae
Lineage: Eukaryota; Fungi; Ascomycota; Leotiomycetes; Helotiales; Sclerotiniaceae
Exons: 4
Coding region: 1327-2361 (344 amino acids)
Cellular component (GO): mitochondrion
Molecular function (GO): GTP binding; GTPase activity
Source: RefSeq, a predicted model, not a curated record
GCCAUCAAGAACAGCUCCUAUAACUGUUGGUUGCUUCUCUCGUCUUCUCUCCUGUACUCCCUUCCUUAACUCCUUUGUCAACAUCCCACUUAUUGUGUUGAUGGUCUACUUUGAAUCCCAUACCCGAUGUCGCCACAAUUCUAUACCCAGUAAUCCGGAGACCUAAUUUUCCAUCAGAGCCAACCAAGUUCUUCCGAAUCUUGGAGUGAUGAAGCGGCGAGAGCGGGUCUAGAAUACAGUCGAAAGUGUAAGCAAGAUUACGAUUGUUCCCAUCCGUGUUCGGUGAAGACGAUAAUGUUGUCGCGUUUAAUCCCGUCUGAUAUCAUUAUUUGCAUGUAUGCGGUAUUAGACGGAUCGGCUUGAGGGAAAUACGCAUGGUGAUACCCAGAAAAUAGUCUCUUGAAACAACGUCGUGGUCUUAUCCAUCCAUAACGCCAAGAUGAAUGCCAUAGCGAGAGUCUAAAUCCGACCGAAAAUGUACUGUACACCGACAUUGGUAUCAUUUGAUCAAGAUAUCUUGAAUAAAUACCAUAAUGUUUGUAUUUGGGAAGAACGAUGGCUGUGAAUUCUUCCAUCAAAAUAGAAUAAUGUUUUCAUGUUUUCAACAUUACUUUGAUGCAGAUAUUCGAUAGCAACACUGCCCAUACUCAAGCCAGAACGCAUUCUACUCGCAUUGGAAGUUUCCAAUACAAGUAGACCAACGAGGAUCAUAAUCAAUGGUGCAACGAGACAAAUGAGCAUGUCCAAUAUGAUUAAACAGACACAAGAAGCCAGGGAAAAACAUAGUGUCUUAAGUCCAAGACACUUCGAGAACCAGCGGCGAAAUCAACAAUGUUAAGGAAGAGAACAUACGAAUGACAAAUCCAUCCAUGGCACCAGAAAAACCAGAAUACACACUGCAUCGACGAUGGAAUCGCGAUUGGUGAAAGAAACAUAGCGACAUAAGAGCAAUCCUUUCGCGAAUUUGACCAUGAUUUGGUAGAUCAUUACUUGUAUCAAUUUUUAGAAGACAUGAAGCUUAGAAUAUAAUACAUGUCGAUUGAGGUCCUUAAAGGUUACUCCCCCGAAAGUUGAUGAUCUUCAGCCUUGUCAGAUAAUUUGAAUUUCAUCAUAUCAACAAGGGUGGUUGACUUGCCGUGCAUUAGCGUCACUUAUCCUUACUUCUCAUUCGUCAGCCUUAUGUAACAUCAGAGAUCCAAAAUUUUAACCUCUCAGCCUUAUCUUAAACUUCAGCAUGUCAAUAUUCAAUACAUUUAAACACAAGCACUCUCCUGAACUCAGCAAUUGCCAUGCUCCUCCGGUAAAAUCCCAUACCCCGCCAUCAAAAUGGCACAAUUCAUACCCCGUACCGCGUUCCCCCAACAACUCUCUCUCCCUCGAUCGUACUACCUAGGCCAUCAUGCAUCCGGUCUCUCGCGAAUGAAAACUAUGCUCUCAUCCAUCGACCUCAUUAUAGAAUGUCGAGACUACAGAGUCCCUCUCACAUCUCGAAAUCCGUUAUUUGAACAAUCACUCGCGGGAAGAGAAAGAGUCAUCGUGUAUACGAAACGGGAUUUGGGGUAUCAGGGUUUGGCUGUGGAUAAAAAGAGAGAAGCAAUUAUAAAAGAUUGGCAUAAGCCCUCCUCCACUCUCUUCUCAAAUCACAAAUCCAAAUCCGAUAUCCAAACUAUUCUCUCGCUCUGCAAAGAACAUGGUCUUGCGCAUCAAUCCCUAACCGGUUCUCGAAUUCUUGUAGUGGGUAUGCCUAAUGUUGGGAAAUCUUCUUUAUUAAAUGCUCUACGUAUGGCUGGCGUAAAUAGAGGCAAAGCAGCAUUCACAGGUGCCCAACCCGGUAUUACGAGAAAAAUCGCAUCAGGUGUCAAAAUAGUCGAUCCGGACCCGGAAGCAGGAACAGAGGGUGUCUAUUUAGUAGAUACUCCCGGUGUGUUUGUACCUUUCGUCCCGGAUACGGAUAGUAUGCUGAAGCUGGCGUUGGUGGGAAGUGUCAAGGAUACUAUUAUUGCGCCAACGACAUUAGCGGAUUAUUUACUCUUUCAUAUAAAUUUAAAAGUGGGAGGGGGCGUGUAUAAAGAAUACUGCGAGGAAACGAAUGAUAUCGUACAGUUUCUAGAGGCGGUUUGUAGGAAAACGGGGCGCUUAGGGAAGGGCGGGGUACCGGAUGUAGAGGCUGCAGCACUUUGGGUGAUUCAGAGGUGGAGACAGGGUAAUCUGGGGAAAUUCGUGCUAGAUGAGGUGGAGGCUGAUGGUCUGGAAAAGAAAGUUAUGGAGGAGGUGAGGAUGAGUGUCAGUCAAGCAAGGAAACAGGCGAAGGAUACUCAAAGGAUGAGAGCGAAGACCAGGAGGGCGGAGUCAAUGGGUUGAGGUUGCGUGUAGACGAACUUCCUUGGGCAUACUGAUUCUUUCCCACGCGGCUCCGAGCCCCGCGUUGUACAUGUCAUCCGAUAUCAUCGUGUGAUUGUGCAGCUCUGUGUUGUCAUCGAUUAAUAUCAACUAUAUCACAAGCGAGUAAGUCAAGGACUUAGGGGAAACGAAAACAUGAAAUUAGGCGAAUAUAUCGAACCAGAUGGAUUACUGGCCACAUUGAUCUACCACCUACUGCUCUACCAAUUUAGAAGCUCUGACGACCCGAAAGCCACUCACACUCAUACCCUCGUAACUCUUUCCCCAAGUUCCAUCAAACCGGACGGUCACUGCAAACCAACUUCAGUUCCCCUGUCACAUGCGCUACUGCCAACAAAACCCCUGGAACAAGGAGAAUUAACACUAUCCUCGAUAUACAGUAUAUCGAUCUCAUCAUCGAGACGCUAUUAAUGUCUCGGGGCUCGCUUAGGGAAUGUAUACACCUGAGAGGAGAGAUGAGUAUGAGGAAGAGGAAGAGCUUUAGUAUGGCUAUAUAGUAGACGGAGGAUAGGGAAGAAAUGUAUGAGAACUUAUAUGUACUAUAUACUCUAUACU